This is a messenger RNA of Eriocheir sinensis (Chinese mitten crab), 4584 nucleotides long. Its product is annotated as ATP synthase subunit beta, mitochondrial-like. Bases 81 to 3074 code for a protein of 997 amino acids. Gene Ontology annotation, molecular function: ATP hydrolysis activity; ATP binding; proton-transporting ATP synthase activity, rotational mechanism. The record is from RefSeq and is a predicted model, not a curated record. The transcript has 15 exons. NCBI's taxonomy places the organism in Eukaryota, Metazoa, Arthropoda, Malacostraca, Decapoda, Varunidae. Gene Ontology annotation, biological process: proton transmembrane transport; proton motive force-driven mitochondrial ATP synthesis.
CCCAAAAUAACAAGGCUGGGAAAAAUUGUCGUACCGCGCUGGGCCUGUCACGCUGCUUCAGUCUGAGCCGCGGCGCCGCCAUGUACAGGGUGACAGGAGUGAUACAGAGUCAGGGGCGCGUGGUGGUGGCGGCGUGGCGUGGGGGCGCCGGGGCGGUGCGGGUGGUGCCCUCGGCGGCCCCUCGCGCCGUGCACACGUCGGCCCCGGCGCGGGACAAGAAGGGCAGCAAGGUCCCGCCACUCCGCGAUGCCACGGGACGCCCUGUGGCUACCCCUGAGGUGAAGCGCGCAGCGGCCAAAGUGGCGGGCUGGAAGGAUACGUGGGACGUCCCCAAGGCGAGCCAGAAGAGCCAGGCUGGCACGCAGCAGGGUGGCUCGCUGCGGGAUAUCAUUCAGGCCCAUCCCGAGGUGCUCCGGCCCAGCAGUAAACAAGCUAGCAGCUCCUCUGACAGCGACGCCCCGACACCGCGCCGGCCUACGAGGGGCGCCUCCCCCACCAAGGCGGCUGCCGGCAAGGCAAAGGCUGCUAAAAAGGGAAUCUCGGAGGUUGCAGCCGUGAAGGAAUCCGUCGUCAAUGCGAGGAACUCCAAAAAUGGUGUCGCGAAGAAAACCCCGACGGCCGCCGCAGCAAGCGGUGAGGCCGCGAAGGAGGCCGCGCCAAAGCCUGAGGCCGCGAAGGAGGCCGCGCCAAAGCCUGAGGCCGCGAAGGAGGCCGCGCCAAAGCCUGAGGCCGCGAAGGAGGCCGCGCCAAAGCCUGAGGCCGCGAAGGAGGCCGCGCCAAAGCCUGAGGCCGCGAAGGAGGCCGCGCCAAAGCCUGAGGCCGCGAAGGAGGCCGCGCCAAAGCCUGAGGCCGCGAAGGAGGCCGCGCCAAAGCCUGAGGCUGUGAAGGAGACCGCGCCAAAGCCUGAGGCCGCGAAGGAGGCCGCGCCAAAGCCUGAGGCCGCGAAGGAGGCCGCGCCAAAGCCUGAGGCCGCGAAGGAGGCCGCGCCAAAGCCUGAGACCGCGAAGGAGGCCGCGCCAAAGCCUGAGACCGCGAAGGAGGCCGCGCCAAAGCCUGAGACCGCGAAGGAGGCCGCGCCAAAGCCUGAGACCGCGAAGGAGGCCGCGCCAAAGCCUGAGACCGCGAAGGAGGCCGCGCCAAAGCCUGAGGCUGUGAAGGAGGCCGCGCCAAAGCCUGAGGCCACAGCCGUGAAAGUGGCUGUGCCUGAGGCCACAGCCGUGAAGGAGGCUGUGCCUGAGGCCACAGCCGUGAAGGAGGCUGUGCCGGAGGCCACAGCCGUGAAGGAGGCUGUGCCGGAGGCCACAGCCGUGAAGGAGGCUGUGCCGGAGGCCACAGCUGUGAAGGAGGCUGUGCCGGAGGCCACAGCCGUGAAGGAGGCUGUGCCGGAGGCCACAGCCAUGAAGGAGGCUGUGCCGGAGGCCGUAACCGUGAAGGAGGCUGUGCCGGAGGCCACAGCCAUGAAGGAGGCUGUGCCGGAGGUCACAGCCGUGAAAGAGGCCACCACAGCAGCAGCCGUCGAGCCCCCGGGUGUCCCUGGAGUUGAGGCGACAGUCGAGGAGGCAGCCGUAGCUGAGGACACUGCAGGACCUUCUUUGGCGGCAGCUGCUGCUGGUGCUGUCGCCGCUGACGUCCCGCUUUCCACGCUUUCAGAGCAAGGCACCGUGGGUGGAGGCCGCGUGGUGGCUGUCAUCGGCGCAGUGGUGGACGUGGCCUUCGAAGGGACGCUGCCGCCUAUCCUCAGCGCCCUCGAGGUCACCAACAGACACCCGAGGCUCGUGCUGGAGGUGGCCCAACAUCUCGGCGGCAACACUGUACGAACUAUCGCCAUGGACGGGACGGAGGGACUGGUGAGAGGUCAGGAGGUGAGGGACUCCGGGGGGCCCAUCUCCAUCCCCGUGGGCGCCGCUACCCUGGGGCGCAUCAUCAAUGUGAUAGGGGAGCCCAUCGACGAGCGCGGGCCCAUCCUCGCUGCCAGCCGUGCGGCCAUCCACGCCGAGGCACCGGAGUUCUCGGAGAUGAGCGUGGAGCAGGAGAUUCUGGUGACGGGCAUCAAGGUGGUGGACAUGCUGGCGCCGUACUCCAAGGGCGGCAAGAUUGGCCUCUUCGGCGGGGCGGGGGUCGGCAAGACGGUUCUCAUUAUGGAGCUGAUCAACAAUGUGGCCAAGGCUCACGGCGGCUACUCGGUCUUCGCGGGCGUCGGGGAGCGGACCAGGGAGGGGAACGACCUUUACCACGAGAUGAUAGAGUCUGGGGUCAUCUCCCUCACGGAUGACACUUCCAAGGUGGCGCUGGUGUACGGGCAGAUGAACGAGCCGCCGGGUGCCAGGGCGAGAGUGGCACUGACGGGGCUGACGGUGGCGGAGUACUUCAGGGACCAGGAGGGACAGGACGUGCUAUUCUUCGUGGACAACAUCUUCAGGUUCACCCAGGCUGGCUCGGAGGUGUCUGCCCUGCUUGGUCGCAUCCCCUCAGCUGUAGGUUACCAGCCCACCCUGGCCACCGACAUGGGGAGUAUGCAGGAGAGGAUCACCACCACCACCAAGGGCUCCAUUACUUCCGUGCAGGCCAUCUAUGUGCCAGCCGAUGACCUGACAGACCCCGCCCCCGCCACCACCUUCGCCCAUCUCGACGCUACCACCGUGCUCUCCCGGGGCAUCGCUGAGCUGGGCAUCUACCCCGCCGUGGACCCCCUGGACUCCACCUCCCGCAUCAUGGACCCCAAUAUCAUAGGACCCCGCCACUACUCCACGGCGAGAGGAGUCCAGAAGAUAUUGCAGGACUACAAAUCCCUGCAGGACAUCAUUGCCAUCCUGGGUAUGGACGAACUCUCCGAGGAGGACAAACUCACAGUGUCACGGGCCCGCAAGGUGCAGCGCUUCAUGUCCCAGCCCUUCCAGGUGGCCGAGGUCUUCACGGGCUACGAGGGGAAAUUUGUCAGCCUGGAGGAGACCAUUAGGAGCUUCGAGGAGAUCCUGGCGGGGAAGCAUGACAACCUACCCGAGGCGGCCUUCUACAUGGUGGGCGGCAUCGAGGAGGCGGAGACGAAGGCACAGCAGCUGACGGCGACUCAGUGAGAGAGAGAGAGAGAGAGAGAGAGAGAGAGAGAGAGAGAGAGAGCAUCAUCGACAUAUAUGUAUUCAAUUGCAAUAUGUAAGAUGUAAAAAUAAAGAAAGAAAAGAGAGAGAGAGAGAGAGAGAGAGAGAGAGAGAGAGAGAGAGAGAGAGAGAGAGAGAGAGAGAGAGAGAGAGAGAGAGAGAGAGAGAGAGAAAGGAGUUGUGUUUUUUUAUAAAGUUGUGAAUUAGAUUUAUUAUUUUGAGAUGUUAGAGAGAGAGAGAGAGAGAGAGAGAGAGAGAGAGAGAGAGAGAGAGAGGAGUUGUGUUUUUUUAUAAAGUUGUGAAGUAGAUUUGCAGUUUUGAAAUGUUAGAGAGAGAGAGAGAGAGAGAGAGAGAGAGAGAGAGAGAGAGAGAGAGAGAGAGAGAAUGAAAGCUCUAAAGACACUAAGAACUAAAAUGAAGACCAGAAAAAAGUGAUACAAAAGAAAGAAAAAGGAAGAAAGAAAAUGGGAGUAUCAAACGAAGACUCGGAACUCGCUUCGAAACACCGACUGAAUCACCGAAGCAACAGUGUGUGUGUGUGUGUGUGUGUGUGUCAGUAGGUCCGUCCGUCGUGUUAAUAGUGUAGUUUUAUAUUCUCGUACCAAUGUGUGUGUGUGUGUGUGCGUGUGUGUGUUCAUACUCGUAACUAUACAUACUGGUGCACAAAUUGUAAUAGUAGAAGUAGUAGUAGUAGUAGUAGUAGUAGUAGUAGUAGUAGUAGUAGUGGUGGUGGCAGCAGUAAAGUGGUGAUCUCUGGGAUUCAAAUGUCACUUCUUAUCUCACGUUAAUUUGUAUAUCAGUAUAAUUCUUCCUCUUUUACUGAUGUUUAGUGGAAGCUUUGUCAGUCAUUAGCAUUAUUAUUAUUAUUAUUAUUAUUAUUAUUAUUAUUAUUAUUAUUAUUAUUAUUAUUAUUAUGCAAUCGCUACUCUUAUGCGAAUUUGACUUGUGUUCACUUGGCUAAUAUUAUGUUCUUUGAGUUGUGUACGAUCUUAAAAGUGAUAUAUAGUCAGUUCUGUUUUUUUUCUUUUCUUACUUUUUUCUUUUUUCUUUAUUUUUUACUUUUCUAUUUUCUCUCCUCUUGUAUUUAUCUUUUUGUCUUCGUCUCAUUUCUCUUCAGACUUUUCUACCAUUUUCCUUCUAUUUUCUUGUUUUCUUUUCCCUUUUCGUUUUCUUUUUCCUAUAACUUAAGUCCUUCUUUCUUCGCUUGUACUUACUCCUUUUUCUUCUUCUUCUACUUCAUCUUUUUCGCGUCUUCUACUAUACCUCUACUCUUACUUUCUCUUCUCUUUUUCUCUUCAUUCCUCUCUGCCUUUCUCUUCGUCGUCAUCUUAAUCUUCUAAUUCUUCUUGGCAUCUUCAUUUUUCUCCCUAUUUUCCUUCUUUCUUCCUCUCUCCAUCCAUUGCCUAUUUUUUUCUUUAGUAGUAGCCUCGUAAUCUUAUUUAAGGAUGAACCAACUUUCCUAAUAAAUAUAAUGUUAAUGUAUUUUGAA